CGGUAAUGCACGCCACAAGGUUGCUUGUCAGCCGUCAUUAAACCACAGAAGAAGAAGUGACAGCGGUCAGAAAAAGAAGAAGAAGAUGAUAAUAAAGAAGAUGAAACCCGACGAAAAUCCUGUGUUCUGAUAAACACCAAUACAGCAUCAUGGAAAUUGAAAGCCGUGUGUGUCGGCAGCAGCGACUGAGUGAGUCAUCCAAGGUGUUCUUGUGUGCCAAUCAAGCAGUGGAAUUGUUGCAGGGGCUCAAUGAGCAGCGACAACACAGCCACCUGUGUGAUGUGGUGCUGGCGGCUGACAAGCAGCCUCUUCACGCUCACAGAGCCCUGCUGGCUGUCUGCAGCCCUUACUUUCAUGCUAUGUUCACUUUGGGCAUGAGAGAGAAGCAACAACCACAGGUGCAGCUUUUUGGUUUGUCGUACGUUGGUCUGAAGACAGUCCUGGACUUCUUUUAUACUGGAGAGCUUCCAUUGGACGGCGGGAAUAUUGAAUAUGUGCUACAAGCUGCUCAUCACUUACAGGUAUGGAAAGUGGUAGAUCUCUGCUGCCAGUAUCUGCAGCAGGAGGUGAGCGAGGAGAACUACUUGUACCUGCAGGAGUUGGCUCAGCUCUACAGUCUACAGCGACUUGACGCCUCCAUCGAUGACUUCCUCCUCAAACAUUUUGCUACCCUCUCCUUCACCACAAACUUUCUUCGUGACAUUCCUUUGCACAAGCUAACUGCUUACCUCUCCAGUAACCAAGUUUGUCACCACGAUGAGCAGGAGCUGUUUCAGACUAUUCUACGUUGGCUCGCUCAAACUCUUGAGCGGAAAAUCCAUGCCAAACAGCUCCUGUCCCACAUUCGCUUUCCGCUGAUGCCGGUGGAGUACCUGGUCGACCAGGUGCUGCCGACACUGCAAACACUUUUUCCAGCGGAGGCCAGUUGCAAGGCCAUGGUGGAGGAAGCCUUGGAGUACUAUCGAAGUACAAGCGAGCAGCCGAUUCGGCAAACAGGACGCACUAUGCUGAGGGGAGGAGUGGAAUGCUUGUUGCUGAUUGGUGGAGAGGUGUCAGAGCGAGGAGAGGAGCUCAGUGCUAACGUUUGCCGGCUGAAUGGUGAUUGUUGGGAGACAGAAACUGAACUUCCUACUCAGCAAAGCCACCACUGCCUGGCUGUGCUCGGAGGCUUUGUCUUUGUUGCAGGUGGAAGUUUGUCCACCUCCAACGUUGGAGAUGCUGCGUGUAACUUGCUGUACAGAUACGAUCCUCGCCACAACAAAUGGACCAAGGGAGCUUCGAUGAAUGAACCCCGGGUAAACUUUUACCUGGCGGCAGUGGGAGAAUGCUUGAUCGCUGUGGGUGGAAGAAAUGCCUUUGGAGCGUUGUCUUCUGUGGAGCGAUACUGUCCUGCUGAAGACCGCUGGUCCUAUGUAGCAGGACUGCCAAGGUUGACGUACGGCCAUGCCGGCACCUUGCAUCACGGUGUGGUCUACAUUUCCGGCGGACAUGAUUGUCAGAUCGGACCGUUUCGCAAAGAUGUCCUGUGCUAUGAUCCAUUGGCGGAUGGCGACGUGUGGGUGGAAUGCCAACCCAUGGCGCUGGCUCGGUGCUGGCACUGCAUGGCCUCCCUCAAGAAUCUAAUCUACGCCAUCGGAGGCAGCAACGACCACGAGGAUACCAGUGAGCGAUUUGACAUUCUGCAGGUGGAGUCCUACAACACACACAGCCAACAAUGGACUCAUGUGGCACCCCUUCUGUUGCCAAACAGUGAGGCGGCCCUGGCGGUGUGGGCCGAGAGGAUUUAUGUGCUGGGCGGUUACAGCUGGGAGAAAAUGAACUUCUCUGGGACCACUCAAGUGUACAAUCCUGAUGAAGAUGUGUGGUCCACAGGGCCUGACUUGCCUAAACGCAUCGCAGGCUCCUCAGCUUGUGUGUGCGCCAUUAAAGCUCCUUUUACAUCUCUGAAUCCAGAAGGGAUCAAAAGUUGACAAGUGGGCCCCAUCAUGUCCAAUUAUGUUAAGAUGUGAACAUCAAAUCUUUAAUAUUAGAUUAGAACAUAUAUAUAUUCUUUUUUCACUGCUUGCCUUUUCGUGAACAUACAUUCCAGAAAAACGUAAAAAAGUGGAAAGUUGAAAUGUUGAUCAUACAUACGACUGGUUCAUGUUGACAAGUUGUCGACAUUACCAAACUAUUUAUUGCUUGCAGAUUUACGUACUUUUCGGAAAGAACUUGAUUGUUGAUUUUUUUCUUCAUUCUUGCAUCCAGAAUCCAGGCUAAUAUUGCUAUGCUUCUAUUUUGAAGUUGACUUUUCGCUGAACAGGAAGUUACAGUAGCAGUAGCCCAGGGUGACGGUUCAAUUCCUGCUGCUGACCAAAAAAGUACAUUGCAGCUUGUUAGAGAGAUGCUAGGUUGUAUCUUCAAGUGCUACAGGUACUUUUGAAUUACAACUUUGGCACUUAUUCUUUCAGUUUUGUGGCAACUACUGAACACAUCACGGUUACACAGCAAAAAUUGUGGAGUGGAAACACAGGAGUUGCUUUAUAAAAAUAUAAAAACUACAAAAUGAAGACAGUCAAAAUAUUAAUGAUGUACACUUGUUCUAAAAGUAAAUAAAAAUAUAUACAUUUACCUGUAAAAAAAUUCAGAAUAUUUAUUCCAUAUUAGGGAUGGGUACCUAAUUCAGUACAUUAUUCUGUCAGUUUUACCGGGUAUCGAUUUACAUUAAAUCAAACGAUACCAUAUUGUCAUACCUUUGUUGCAAGUAGGGAUGUCCGAUAAUGGCUUUUUGCCAAUAUCCGAUAUUCCGAUAUUGUCCAACUCUUUAAUUACCUAUACCAAUAUCAACCGAUAUAAAUUGAUACCGAAAUAUACAGUCGUGGAAUCAACACAUUAUUAUGCCUAAUUUGGACAACCAGGUAUGGGGAAGAUAAGGUCCUUUUUAAAAAUAAUAAUAAGAUAAAUAAAUAAAAAACAUUUUCUUGAAUAAAAAAGAAAGUAAAACAAUAUAAAAACAGUUACAUAGAAACUAGUAAUUAAUGAAAAGUAGUCAAAUUAACUGUUAAAGGUUAGUACUAUUAGUGGACCAGCAGCACGCACAAUCAUGUGUGCUUACGGACUGUAUCCCUUGCAGACUGUAUUGAUAUAUAAUGUAGGAACCAGAAUAUUAAUAACAGAAAGAAACAACCCUUUGGUGGGAAUGAGUGUAAAUGGGGGAGGGAAGUUUUUUGGGUUGGUGCACUAAUUGUAAGUGUAUCUUGUGUUUUUUAUGUUGAUUUAAUAAAAAAUAAAAUAAUCAUUUUAAAAAAACGAUACCGAUAAUAAAAAAAUCAAUACCGAUAAUUUCCGAUAUUACAUUUUAAAGCAUUCAUCGGCCGAUAAUAUCGGCAGACCGAUAUUAUCAGACAUCUCUAGUUCCAAGUGAUGUCUUGUCUGGUUGCAGACUCAAAUUUAAAAACUUUCAAGAAAUAAGACAUUUUCUCUUUGGCAUUCAUCGAAGGCGGACACUUUCCCCUCCUCCUUGCCUCUCCUGCUUGCUUCUUUGUUUUGUCUUGUCUUAACUUUCUUGUAUCCUCUUUUUGCACUGCUCUCCAAAUUGAAUUGAUCAACUAGUCACUCAAUGAACUUGACAAGAUCUCUGGGUUCGGGGGGACCUGCUUGUCCUGGGGAACCAGUUGUUGCUAGACACACAGACUUGUGGGAGAAGCAGAGUGCCGCGCGCAUGGCGACCCUUUCAUUCGAGGACAAUGAAGAUAUCUACCGUUUCGGAAUCAUGAUAAUAGAACAUCUGCUGAUUGGAGUAAGCGUUGCCCUGGUUUAUCGACAAAUUAAAAGAUGCUGGCAGCUGUUCAAAGUACCCUAAAGCUGCCACAAAUGAUUGAAGGAUGCGAGCAGAACUCUGGGUACUCUUGACUUUUUGGGAUCUAAAUCGCAAACUGGACAACAGCUUGGAGACGCCAUCUGCUCCGCAUGGCGAAGUAUGAUGAAUUUAAGGACCAGAAAUAGACAUAGUGAAACGUUUAAAUUAGUUUUUGCUUGCUCAAACACAAACAUUCUAAUCUGGAUUAUUUUCCCUGGCUGCAAGUGACAUGGCUUUGAGACCUCCCUAAAGGACAGAGCAGUGAAGACACAACAAAUUCCUUCCUUGUCGCUCACACCUGUUGUUUUUUUACUUUUGUUGGACUGACUGGCUGUUAUAGAGAUUGCAGCAGAAAAUACACAGAAAAUACACGUCACACGAACCCAUAUCCCAGGCUUUCGAUGCUUCACCCCAUGUGGUAUGAUGGAAAACGGAGCAUCGCCCCUAGUGGCUGGCAGCUUCGGGCCUGAUGCCUGCCCCCUAACUCGAGGUGGCAAGCCUCGAGUUGUAUGUCAUAAAAUGUAUAUGUGCUUUGCUAUAGAGUGUUUUUCCUGAUCUUUAACUACCACCAAGCUGCUUGCUUUUUUCACCUCUUCUUCCCCCCAUGUUUAUCAUUUUCCCCACCUUUUACGGCGUGCCACCCUAACGCGGACCUAUCAGCGUUCCUGUUCUGUCACAAUGUACAUACCGUAUUUUCCGGACCAUAGGGCGCACCGGAUUAUAAGGCGCACUGCCGAUGAAUGGUCUAUUAUUGAUCUUUUUUUAAAAUAAAUUAGGCGCAUUAAAUGAGUCAUAUUGUUAUAAUUUUUUUCGAAAUGUAAAACACUUCCUUGUGGUUUACAUAACAUGUAAUGGUGGUUCUUUGGUCAAAAUGUUGCAUAGAUUAUGUUUUACAGAUCAUCUUCAAGCCGCUUUCUGACAGUCGCUUCCGGAUGCACCGUUAUGUGGGCGGUCUUAUUAACGUGGCUCGCCUUCGACAGCGUCUUCUCCCUGUCAUCUUAGUUGUAGCGGUGUAGCGUGCAAGGACGGGAGUGGAAGAAGUGUCAAAAGAUGGAGCUAACUGUUUUAAUAACAUUCAGACUUUACUUAAAUCAAUAUCAGAGCCGCAUCUCCUCAUCUGAAAACAACCACACUGGAAAUGUGUCCUGUGAAAAACCGUCCAACCGGAAUUCUAAUAAAAUUCCUUAAGUGAAUAAUCUAAACUCACUAUACCGGUAAGUUUUAGCGCUUUCAUGGCGAGUUUACUGACAGAUAUAAGUAAGAACUUUACACUACUUUAUAUUAGAAAUGGCAACAGCGGAGGAUGAAUGUACCAUAACAAGAAGAUAGAGAAAAAGAAGAAGCUUAUCGACUACGGGGUCGUCCUGGACUACAAAGGCGGAAGCGCACAAUUUUUCAGGAUUUACGCAGAUCCCAAAUACAGAUCAGCAGGUACCAGAAGGUAAGAAAAGUUGCUUUUGCAUAAUAUUGCGAAACAAAACGCCAGAUAAUGUCUUACCUUAUACACACAUAAUAAUAAUACUUGUAUGUUUAAUGCGCCGACAAUCCAUCAAGCGGUGCGGCUUCAUAGCUUACCAAAGUCGUACUAAAACAUUUUGAUAGAUUUUUGAGCGCCGUGUGUAAUGUUCUAUAUUUUAUGGAACAUUUAAAAUGUUGGUGUUGUUUACUUGAGACCCAUCAUAGUGCAGGCUACACUUAUCUCUUAUGUUUGACUGCCAUCUACUGGUCGCACUUAUCAUUACACUAUGUACCCAUGAUGUUAUGAUGACUCAAAACUGGUUGAACUUAAUGAAUAAUUUGUUAGAAUGCAAACUGCUUAGAUCAGUGGUCCCCAACCAGCGGUCUGGGGUCCGGUACCGGUCCGUGAUGCAUUUGCUACAGGGCCGCACAGAAACAUUCAUUUAUAAACGAUCGCAUUUUCGGCGGCUUAACUUUCGCCUGUCCCAUUAGACACACCACAAAGCAUGUUCUUCGAUGUAUAAUAUGCUCUAGCUUCUGAUAGGAAGUCACUAUUUGUUAUAUCUUUGUUACAAUGAGACAAUACACAAUAAUGAACAUUUAGCAUGUAGUAUAUACAUCAACCUGCCGUGGACCAUCGCAAAGAAACAAGCCCAGGGCUCUCACUAAUUCAGUGUUGUGGUAAAUUGUAUUUUUCAUGCACUUAUUUUUGCUGUAUUUAUCUACCACACGUGAAAAGCCGGUCCGUGGAAAUAUUGCCUCCAUUAAACCAGUUCCUGGUGCCGAAAAGGUUGGGGACACUUGGCCUUAGAUAAAUCAAGUCUUGCACCGCAAAUCAUCUUUUUUACAUCCCAAUGGUGUCCAGGGGAAAACUGGACCACCAAAGUACCAUAUAUAAACAAAUAUAAGAGAAUUAAUGUACUGUUUGGUUCAGGCAAAUCAAAUAUUUAAUAACCAAACACUGGUUUGUAUUCUAUGGUUGAUGUAUGAAAUAUGUUAGCAAGUGUUUCUUUUUUACUUAUUAGUUUGUCACAUUGUGUUUUGUGGCAGUUUUGUGUUUAGCUUCAGAGCAUAUUGUUUUUUAUUCUAGUUUUCUUUGGAUAUAUUUUUGACUUAUUUUAGAUGAAGAAAAUUGUAAGUACAAAUGUCACUAUCAAAGUUAUAACUUUACAGAAUGUUUACAAUGAAAACACAAGUCAAAUACAAUUUAAGCGUUCACCUACUGUAUUUCAGAAUAAUGUGUGUAAUUUUGAAAUAUUCUGAUCCAGUCUAACUACUGUAGUAAAUUUUUUCCCAUGAUGGAUCCUUGGGGAUUUCAGGGGUCCUUUGGUUGCCAUAUUGAGUAAUUCCCAGCAAGCAGUUGUUUACGUUUUGCUUUGUUACACUAUAACUAAAAGGAUGGAGAUAGUUCACUGGCAUGGACCCAUUCCCUUUUCGCAGUUAUUUGCAGAUUAGAAGAAAUUAGUUUCAAACAAACAUUUUCUAGUGAGAGGAGGAAUUUUCCUUAUUUCAUAUGCAAAUGUUGACAGCAAUGAAAAGAGCGUCAAAUGGCGCGUCAACAUUCUUAAGAAAUAUAUUCCAAUACAAAAAUACCAAUAGAAAUAGUACUGUUGAUAAUGAAUAAUACAAUAAUCACCUCUAUUAUCAACAAUACAAUCGUUUCAAAUGUAACAAUACAUAUAUGUAAUGAUAACUUGAAAUACAAAAGAAAGCAGAUAAAUGGAGGGGAAGAAAGAGAAGCGAACUGUAUUAACCUUGUAGAUUGUUAUAGUAACAAUAGGUUAAGCUUUGUCAGUGUACCGUGUUUUUCCCCAAGGGGAACAACAUUACUGUAUGUUUGAUGAAACGCGAUUAUAUACAUGAGUGUAUGUAUGCAUAUGUGCUUGUAUAUGUACUGUAUAUGUAUGUUUGUACAGUGAUGUAUAUGUACAGUAUGUGUAUAUGUAUGUUUGUACAUUGAAGGUGCGUGUGGAUGUAUGUGGGAGCGUAGGA
Molecule: messenger RNA, 7288 nt
Organism: Entelurus aequoreus (snake pipefish)
Lineage: Eukaryota; Metazoa; Chordata; Actinopteri; Syngnathiformes; Syngnathidae
Gene: klhl36
Product: kelch-like family member 36
Exons: 9
Coding region: 150-1970 (606 amino acids)
Molecular function (GO): cullin family protein binding
Source: RefSeq, a predicted model, not a curated record